Messenger RNA from Oncorhynchus keta (chum salmon), 3980 nucleotides. RefSeq names its product serine-rich adhesin for platelets-like. The transcript has 4 exons. The coding region runs from base 422 to 3967 and encodes 1181 amino acids. NCBI's taxonomy places the organism in Eukaryota, Metazoa, Chordata, Actinopteri, Salmoniformes, Salmonidae. The record is from RefSeq and is a predicted model, not a curated record.
ACAUCACUCAGACUCCCGUGCUUCAGGCAUCCGUUCUCGACCGAGACACGUUUCAUCAUUGAUACAACAAAAUAAAUGAACACAGAAUGUUUGACUAAUCUGACAACAACACAAGAAGAACAACAUGAAGAUGGAUUGUAGGUAGUUUUAAUUGGUGUUUGUUGUGUGGGAUUGAACAGGGGUCUGAAGGAGGCUCGACUCAGACCAGGAGUUCUGGCCCUAUGAAGCUUGAUGUUGUUUCUCCUAGUCAACCUUCAGCAGAACUACAGCACAACUGACCGAGACAUCAGGAACCAGGCUGGUUGGGGACAGUAGCAUGACCCCUCUGAGUGAUGAAACGUCUCUUAUAAAAGGACACUUACCUUGUCUAGGGGAGUGUGGACCCGUCUUUCACACAGCAACUUAGUGGAACUGAACUGAAAUGAGAGUGGUUCACAUAUCAGACACCCUCUCCAACUGCAACAAGGUUCACAUCUCAGACACCCUCUCCAACAAGGUUCACAUAUCAGACACCCUCUCCAACUGCAACAAGGUUCACAUCUCAGACACCGUCUCCAACAAGGUUCACAUCUCAGACACCGUCUCCAACUGCAACAAGGUUCACAUAUCAGACACCGUCUCCAACUGCAACAAGGUUCACAUCUCAGACACCGUCUCCAACAAGGUUCACAUAUCAGACACCGUCUCCAACUGCAACAAGCUUCACAUAUCAGACACCGUCUCCAACUGCAACAAGGUUCACAUAUCAGACACCCUCUCCAACUGCAACAAGGUUCACAUCUCAGACACCCUCUCCAACAAGGUUCACAUCUCAGACACCGUCUCCAACUGCAACAAACUUCACAUCUCAGACACCGUCUCCAACUGCAACAAGGUUCACAUCUCAGACACCGUCUCCAACAAGGUUCACAUAUCAGACACCGUCUCCAACUGCAACAAACUUCACAUAUCAGACACCGUCUCCAACUGCAACAAACAUCACAUCUCAGACACCGUCUCCAACUGCAACAAGGUUCACCUCUCAGACACCGUCUCCAACAAGGUUCACAUCUCAGACACCGUCUCCAACAAGGUUCACAUCUCAGACACCGUCUCCAACUGCAACAAGGUUCACAUCUCAGACACCGUCUCCAACUGCAACAAGGUUCACAUCUCAGACACCGUCUCCAACUGCAACAAGGUUCACAUAUCAGACACCGUCUCCAACUGCAACAAGGUUCACAUAUCAGACACCGUCUCCAACUGCAACAAGGUUCACAUAUCAGACACCGUCUCCAACUGCAACAAGGUUCACAUCUCAGACACCGUCUCCAACAAGGUUCACCUCUCAGACACCGUCUCCAACUGCAACAAACUUCCCAUCUCAGACACCGUCUCCAACAAGGUUCACAUCUCAGACACCGUCUCCAACUGCAACAAGGUUCACAUCUCAGACACCGUCUCCAACUGCAACAAGGUUCACAUAUCAGACACCGUCUCCAACUGCAACAAGGUUCACAUCUCAGACACCGUCUCCAACUGCAACAAACUUUCACUCUCUACUUUACACUGCCACACGGGACGGAGACGCUGGAGGAAAGGCCUGUUACAGACAGACUGCUCUUGGAGGAAAGGCCUGUUACAGACAGACUGCUCUUGGAGGAAAGGCCUGUUACAGACAGACUGCUCUUGGAGGAAAGGCCUGUUACAGACAGACUGCUCUUGGAGGAAAGGCCUGUUACAGACAGACUGCUCUUGGAGGAAAGGCCUGUUACAGACAGACUGCUCUUGGAGGAAAGGCCUGUUACAGACAGACUGCUCUUGGAGGAAAGGCCUGUUACAGACAGACUGCUCUUGGAGGAAAGGCCUGAUACAGACAGACUGCUCUUGGAGGAAAGGCCUGUUACAGACAGACUGCUCUUGGAGGAAAGGCCUGAUACAGACAGGUUGCUCUUGGAGGAAAGGCCUGUUACAGACAGGUUGCUCUUGGAGGAAAGGCCUGUUACAGACAGACUGCUCUUGGAGGAAAGGCCUGUUACAGACAGACUGCUCUUGGAGGAAAGGCCUGUUACAGACAGACUGCUCUUGGAGGAAAGGCCUGUUACAGACAGGUUGCUCUUGGAGGAAAGGCCUGUUACAGACAGACUGCUCUUGGAGGAAAGGCCUGUUACAGACAGACUGCUCUUGGAGGAAAGGCCUGUUACAGACAGACUGCUCUUGGAGGAAAGGCCUGUUACAGACAGACUGCUCUUGGAGGAAAGGCCUGUUACAGACAGGUUGCUCUUGGAGGAAAGGCCUGUUACAGACAGACUGCUCUUGGAGGAAAGGCCUGUUACAGACAGACUGCUCUUGGAGGAAAGGCCUGUUACAGACAGACUGCUCUUGGAGGAAAGGCCUGUUACAGACAGGUUGCUCUUGGAGGAAAGGCCUGUUACAGACAGACUGCUCUUGGAGGAAAGGCCUGUUACAGACAGACUGCUCUUGGAGGAAAGGCCUGUUACAGACAGACUGCUCUUGGAGGAAAGGCCUGUUACAGACAGGUUGCUCUUGGAGGAAAGGCCUGUUACAGACAGGUUGCUCUUGGAGGAAAGGCCUGUUACAGACAGACUGCUCUUGGAGGAAAGGCCUGUUACAGACAGACUGCUCUUGGAGGAAAGGCCUGUUACAGACAGGUUGCUCUUGGAGGAAAGGCCUGUUACAGACAGACUGCUCUUGGAGGAAAGGCCUGUUACAGACAGAUUGCUCUUGGAGGAAAGGCCUGUUACAGACAGGUUGCUCUUGGAGGAAAGGCCUGUUACAGACAGACUGCUCUUGGAGGAAAGGCCUGUUACAGACAGACUGCUCUUGGAGGAAAGGCCUGAUACAGACAGACUGCUCUUGGAGGAAAGGCCUGUUACAGACAGACUGCUCUUGGAGGAAAGGCCUGUUACAGACAGGUUGCUCUUGGAGGAAAGGCCUGUUACAGACAGGUUGCUCUUGGAGGAAAGGCCUGUUACAGACAGACUGCUCUUGGAGGAAAGGCCUGUUACAGACAGGUUGCUCUUGGAGGAAAGGCCUGUUACAGACAGGUUGCUCUUGGAGGAAAGGCCUGUUACAGACAGGUUGCUCUUGGAGGAAAGGCCUGUUACAGACAGACUGCUCUUGGAGGAAAGGCCUGUUACAGACAGACUGCUCUUGGAGGAAAGGCCUGUUACAGACAGACUGCUCUUGGAGGAAAGGCCUGUUACAGACAGGUUGCUCUUGGAGGAAAGGCCUGUUACAGACAGACUGCUCUUGGAGGAAAGGCCUGUUACAGACAGACUGCUCUUGGAGGAAAGGCCUGUUACAGACAGACUGCUCUUGGAGGAAAGGCCUGUUACAGACAGGUUGCUCUUGGAGGAAAGGCCUGUUACAGACAGACUGCUCUUGGAGGAAAGGCCUGUUACAGACAGACUGCUCUUGGAGGAAAGGCCUGUUACAGACAGACUGCUCUUGGAGGAAAGGCCUGUUACAGACAGACUGCUCUUGGAGGAAAGGCCUGUUACAGACAGACUGCUCUUGGAGGAAAGGCCUGUUACAGACAGACUGCUCUUGGAGGAAAGGCCUGUUACAGACAGACUGCUCUUGGAGGAAAGGCCUGUUACAGACAGACUGCUCUUGGAGGAAAGGCCUGUUACAGACAGACUGCUCUUGGAGGAAAGGCCUGUUACAGACAGACUGCUCUUGGAGGAAAGGCCUGUUACAGACAGACUGCUCUUGGAGGAAAGGCCUGUUACAGACAGACUGCUCUUGGAGGAAAGGCCUGUUACAGACAGACUGCUCUUGGAGGAAAGGCCUGUUACAGACAGACUGCUCUUGGAGGAAAGGCCUGUUACAGACAGGUUGCUCUUGGAGGAAAGGCCUGUAUCGUUUCAGCCGACUGCCAGCUUGUCAACAUCACAGUACCAUGACAAGACAUGGGUUGUGGAAUAUCAGUUUAGAAGCUAAAUACUGUGUUUCUAUUGGCUAGAGACUGUUUUAAU